Molecule: messenger RNA, 1071 nt
Organism: Glycine soja
Lineage: Eukaryota; Viridiplantae; Streptophyta; Magnoliopsida; Fabales; Fabaceae
Product: IMPACT family member in pol 5'region
Exons: 6
Coding region: 121-831 (236 amino acids)
Biological process (GO): regulation of translational initiation
Cellular component (GO): cytoplasm
Source: RefSeq, a predicted model, not a curated record
AAACAAAAGAAAGAGAUUGAAGGGAGAAGGAGAAAGAAAAGGCCGUGGUUUCCGACGAGAAAUGCUAAAUCCUCCUACAGGUGAAGACCUUACAGCGUUCACAGUACACACACCUUACAGAUGCCUGUGGCGGUAACAAUACCCAGUUAUCAGCACCGCAUCUACGCUUCACUCAUCUACAUCGCCAAGGCUAAGAAAACCACCAUGGCCAGCACCAGCAGCAGCAAUCCUGGUGGGGCCUUCACCACCCUCCAAGAGAGGGUCACUUUCGAGAAGGAGAUAAAAAAGAGCAAGUUCAUCGCCAUUGCUGGCCCCAUCCCCGAUGAAAAAUCCGCCAUGUCUUUCCUUUCCCUGGUACGGGAUCCACGUGCCACCCACAAUUGCUGGGCUUAUAAGGUGGGGGAUCAAUAUCGGUCCAAUGAUGAUGGUGAGCCUUCAGGAACAGCUGGGAAACCAAUACAAACUGCUAUUGAUUCUUCAGGAAUAGAUAGAGUAAUGGUGGUUGUGAUCAGGUAUUUUGGGGGUAUCAAAUUAGGCACUGGAGGAUUGGUCAGGGCUUAUGGAGGAGUUGCAUCAGAAUGCUUGAGAAAUGCCCCAACUUGCCUUGUAAAAACUAAGGUGCCAAUGGGUGUAGAGGUUCCCUUUGAGCUAGUUGGAGUUCUCAACCAUCAGCUGCAGUCUUUUCACGUGGAAGACAUCAAGCAGGAUUAUGAUACUGGUAAAGAUGGCAUAUCUAUGGUUACUUUUAAAGUUGAUUUUGAUCAAGCUGAGAAAUUGGAGGAUGCAAUCAAAGCCAAUUGUAGCAGAGAAUUGCAGUUUUAUAGGCGUUGAGACGUGAUUACAAGAGAUGUGACUUUUGGAUUUAGUUUAUAUUUUUCUUAUAUAUGGUAGAUGCUUCUUCAUCUGAAGAUUGGAUGAAUUAGACAUCUCCAGGAUUUUUUUACUAAUUUGCAGAUAUGAGAUUAACUUGUUUACAGAAUUGUUUUGAAAACUAAAAUGUAUUUGUUUGUAAUUUACUAAUGAUGUUACAUAAUUUGUAAAUUCAGUAGAAAUUAUAACAGAUUAUGAAUU